Molecule: messenger RNA, 832 nt
Organism: Bursaphelenchus xylophilus (pine wood nematode)
Lineage: Eukaryota; Metazoa; Nematoda; Chromadorea; Rhabditida; Aphelenchoididae
Source: the annotation of a GenBank genome assembly
AUGAGUGAAGAAGCAAUUCUAAGGAAAUUCGUGGCAGAUGGAGAUGGGUUUGGGGAGGAUAAGAGGUUACAGACUCUUUUUAUUCAACUCAGGAAUCUUAACCCAGAAGCGGAGGAUAAUUCGGAGUAAGUGAGGGUUAUUUUUUACCUUUAUUUGAUUGUUUAGAGAAGUAAUCAGGGUGGAGAACACAUUGGGGCUCGUCGAAUACAGUCUGGAAAAGCAAAAUGUCCUCUCCGAUCUCAUCUACAAUGAAACUCAGGUUUUAAAAAAUUUGAAUAUGGAAAUUUGUAAGUGUUUUACCUAGUAUAAGAUUGAGUUUUUAACUUUUUGUUAUUGAAUUAAGCAAUUUUAGAUGGAAAAAUCGACCAAUUGAAAGCUCAGAUUGAUAGUGUCAAAAAAGAAUUAGAAGAGGCAAAAUUGGUUCGGAAGAAUAAACAAGAAUACGAUGAUAUUGCCAGGAAGAUCGUUGAAAAACCUUCGAGAGAAGAGACCACUGAGAAUCUGGAGAAAUUACAUGCUUCUCUCAGUGAUCUCCACGAAACUCAGAAGGAAUUGGAACAAAAAUUGGCUGACAAGAGGACUCGAGUGCAGGAAUUAAAUGUUCUCAUUGAUGAAUUUAGGGGAAGGAAGCCUGAAGGCAGGUGAAUUUUGAUUGACUUAUUGCUUGAUUUUAGUUAAAACGGAACUGGAAGAACCAAUAUCCUCUCCAGAAGAGGAUAAAAGAGAUAGUGAUGACAACAAAUCGGAUGAUGAAGAUGAAAAAGAUGAUCUCAAUGACGAAGAAAAGGAAGAAGAGAAAAAGGGAAUCAAGGAAGAAUCCAUGGAAGAUUAA